Helobdella robusta is the source of this 747-nucleotide messenger RNA. RefSeq lists its product as hypothetical. Lineage: Eukaryota; Metazoa; Annelida; Clitellata; Rhynchobdellida; Glossiphoniidae. The transcript is spliced from 2 exons. The record is from RefSeq and is a predicted model, not a curated record. Bases 1 to 747 code for a protein of 248 amino acids.
AUGAUCGUGUCAUCCUUCGGGAUCACCUGGAUAUUUGGGUUGCUUGCUGCCAAAUUUGGCCACCUUGCUCUGGAGAUCGUGUUUUGCGUUUUUAACAUUUUAAACGGAUCGUUGUUGGUUUUGUUUCGAGUUUUGCUGUCGAGACAUGUGAGAGCUGCCUGGCUUGAAUGUUGCAGCUGUGCUACCGUCCUCAGUCUGAAGACAAUACAGACCGACCCCGGAAACGGAACUUUCGACGGGAACAAUGGGAGCCGGGAUGAAGUACGAACCCCUGAAAACCUCUUCCUACCAAGAUCGCUUGUUGAAAGUCUGAACGAACACGGUUCCAAUUUUGUGGAAAAUAAAAUCUACAUCGAGGAAAACAACUCGCCGGCUUUCAAAAAAUAUUCAACAAUCAACAACAAGAAUAAUAACAACAAUUACAAUAACAAUAAUAACAGUUUUAAAAAAAUAAAUUGGAAGAAGGAGAAUCUGAAAUUUUCUGCAUUUUUUAAUCGUUUCAAAAAACACGAAGACGGUUUCCCGCUCGGAAAAUUAGGCGAGCAGACGAGUGAUCUCCCAGUUCUGACUGCUGAAAAUAAAUACGUAGACACACUGAAAAGGUUAAGGAGUGUCAAAUCUACAAACAUUCUGAAAGGGCAAGAAGAUGUUUUUAAUGUUGAUUCUAUAAGAAAAUCGAAUUUUAAUGAUAAUAUCUCAAUGCAAGUUAAUGAUAACUUGAUGAGUGAUAAGUUGACGUAUAUCUAA